Molecule: messenger RNA, 1551 nt
Organism: Laetiporus sulphureus 93-53
Lineage: Eukaryota; Fungi; Basidiomycota; Agaricomycetes; Polyporales; Laetiporaceae
Product: ATP-dependent DNA helicase
Exons: 6
Coding region: 1-1551 (516 amino acids)
Biological process (GO): double-strand break repair via homologous recombination; DNA replication
Cellular component (GO): chromosome; nucleus; cytoplasm
Molecular function (GO): 3'-5' DNA helicase activity; four-way junction helicase activity; ATP binding
Source: RefSeq, a predicted model, not a curated record
AUGCAGAAGCUGCGCAGCGUCUUCGGUCUCGAAUCCUUCCGCACGAACCAGCUCGAGGCGAUCACCGCGCUGCUCUCCGGACAGGACUCAAUGGUGCUCAUGCCCACGGGCGGGGGCAAGAGCCUGUGCUAUCAGCUGCCCGCGGUGUGCGAGGGCGGCAAGACGCGGGGCACGAUAAUCGUAAUCGGGCCGCUGCUUGCGCUGAUGCAGGACCAGGUGGCGGCGCUACAAGACAAGGGCGUCGACGUCGCGUUUUUCAACUCGGAGCAGACGCACGAGGAGGUGAAGGACGUCUGCCGGCGGCUGGUCCAUCCGAUCAAGCGGCAGCGUCCAAACCUGCUAUACGUGACUCCGGAGAAGCUGAAGCACAGCUCCGCGUUGAUGUCGAUAUUGAGGCAGCUAUACACCGAGAAGCACUUGAAAGGAUAUGUGCUUGAUGAAGGCCACUGUGCGGUCAAGUGGGGUCGGGACUUCCGUGAUGCGUACCGGUUCCUUAACUGUCUCCGCCAGGACUUCCCGGGCAUUCCGAUCAUGGCCCUGACCGCGACGGCGACGGCGCACGUGAAGCAUGACCUCAAGCAUCUCCUGCGGAUCCCCCAUUGUGUCGAGUUCUCGCAGUCGAUGAAUCGCCCGAACCUGAACUACGAGGUGCGGCCGAAGAAGAAGAUGGUGCUUCAGGAGAUCGCACAGUUUAUCAAGGAGAGCCACGCCAGGGAGACCGGGAUCAUCUAUGCGCACAGCCGCAAGUCGUGCGAGGAGAUCGCGUACAAAUUGAGGGAAGAACAUGGUCUCGAUGCACGUCACUUCCAUGCCAAGGUGGAUUCAAGGGACAAGGCGGAAACAUUAGAUAGCUGGAAGACGGAUGCAUGUCAGAUAAUCGUUGCGACAAUCGCGUUCGGUAUGGGUAUAGACAAGUCAGACGUGCGAUUUGUGAUCCAUCACGACUUGCCUGGCGAUCUCGACGGCUACUACCAAGAGACAGGACGAGCUGGUAGGGAUGGGCAGCCUGCUGAUUGCAUUUUGUUCUACCAAUACAGAGAUGCCACCAUCAGGCAACAGCAAAUCCGCGACAACAAGGAUAUCAAUGAGACUGAGAGGGCCCACCAAACCGACGAGUUGCGCCGGGUCGUUCAAUUCUGCCAGAACAACGUCGACUGUCGGCGGAUGCAGGUUCUGGCAUACUACGGAGAGAACUUCGAUAUAGCCAUCUGCCGAAACGGUUGCGACAACUGCCGUAAUCCGCUCGACACGGAGGUUGAAGACGUCACCGAGACGGCGGUGCAGAUCAUACAGCUUGCUCAAUCGCUCAUCACCGAAAGCGGCGAGUGGGUCACGCGUAAUCAUUUGGUUGACAUCAUCAAGGGCAGUGCAGCGCAGCAAAUCAAGGCUAAGGGGUGGAACAGCCAGUCUUUGUAUGGAUUGGGGAAGGACAUGUCCAAGGAGCGUAUUGAGCGGCUGGUCGAUCGCUUGGAAACGGAAGGCGUCUUCUGUCAGACCACUGCUAGGAACGGGGGCGACUGGUCUCAGUCGUAUAUGCAGGCAAGCAUCUGA